UGUUUUGCUCUUCAUAAUAAUACAACAAACAACAACGAUAGAGAACGAAAUCAGUGGAAAAUAAACUAAAAUUCCGCUCGCAAACAAAACAAAAAAAUGAGUCUUAGAUUAAAACAGACAAAGUUGCUUGGUGUUAACAAAUAAAACUCAAGCGAAAAUGCUUAGUGCUGCAAUAAAUGAAGAAAAAAAAUUGUUAAAAUUAUCAGUUCUCUAAAAUGUUAAUUAACAGUGCGAGGCUACUGCAGCCUACAGACUUUGUGUGUUUUUUUGUUUUUGUUUUUAAGCUAACGGAAAAUUAAGUAUACGUACACAGAUAGAGCUUAAAACAACAUUAGGAAUAAUAAGUGCCGCUGCAAACAUGUUUUCCGGCAGCAGCGGAGGCCAUAGUCAUGUCAUUAGCUGUGCAGAUGCUCUGCAGGAUUGCGAUGGCUAUGACUUCACGAAAAAUGAAAAUGCAGCUCGCUGGCGUGGUCUAUUCAUACCAUCGCUGCGCAAGGUGCUGGAGCAAGUGCAUCCGCGGGUAACAGCCAAAGAGGAUGCUCUAAUGUAUGUGGAGAAGUUGUGUUUGCGCAUUCUGGCCAUUUUAUGUGCCAAGCCGCUGCCCCACUCCGUGCAGGAUGUGGAAGAGAAGGUUAACAAAUCGUUUCCAUCCCCCAUCGAUCAAUGGGCGCUCAAGGAAGCACACGAAGUGAUUAAUUCAAAAAAGCGUAAAAGUGUCCUACCCACAGAGCGUGUUCACUCGCUGCUCCAGAAGGAUGUGCUCCAAUAUAAGAUUGAUAGUUCCGUCUCAGCUUUCCUGGUGGCCGUUCUCGAGUACAUUUCGGCGGAUAUAUUGAAAAUGGCCGGGGAUUAUGUUUGCAAAAUCUCGCAUUGCGAGAUCACCAAGGAGGACAUUGAGGUGGUAAUGAAUGCCGAUCGAGUGCUCAUGGAUAUGUUCAAUCAGAGCUCUGACCUGAAGCAAAACGUCCUGCCCAGUCCCCUCUCGCUGCCUCCGCAGAGGGCUAGCGCCACAUACGAAGAGACUGUGAAAGAACUCAUCCACGAUGAGAAGCAAUAUCAGCGCGAUCUUCACAUGAUUAUUCGAGUUUUUCGCGAGGAACUGGUCAAGAUAGUGCGCGACCCGAAGGAGCUCGAACCCAUUUUCAGUAACAUCAUGGACAUCUAUGAGGUGACAGUGACGCUUCUGGGCUCACUCGAGGACGUCAUAGAGAUGUCGCAAGAACAAAAUGCUCCCUGUGUGGGCAGUUGCUUUGAGGAACUUGCCGAAGCGGAGGAAUUCGAUGUAUAUAAGAAGUAUGCCCAUGAUGUGACCUCGCAGGCCUCCCGUGAUGCCCUCAGCCAAUUGUUGGCCAAGCCAGACGCUUUAUCCCUGAUCUCUGCUGGCCAUGGCUUUCGCGAUGCCGUUAAGUAUUAUUUACCAAAGCUCCUUUUGGUCCCCAUAUGCCAUGCCUUUGUUUACUUCGAUUAUAUCAAGCAUUUGAUGGAUCUCAGUUCGUCGCAGGAUGAUAUUGAAAGUUUUGUGCAGGUUCAGGGUCUGCUGCAUCCUUUGCAUUGCGAUCUUGAAAAGGUAAUGGCUGGUCUGUCCAAGGACCGUAUGGUUCCAGUCAGUGGACGCGUGCGACGUCAAUUGGCGAUUGAGAGAACUCGGGAGCUGCAACUCAAGGUGGAGCACUGGGACGACAAAGAUGUGGGUCAGAAUUGCAAUGAAUUUAUACGCGAUGAUUCUCUAAGUAAACUCGGUUCAGGCAAACGCAUUUGGAGCGAACGCAAAGUGUUUCUCUUCGAUGGGUUAAUGGUCCUGUGCAAGGCCAAUACAAAGAAGCAAACCCCCUCGGCCGGAUGCACCGCCUACGAUUAUCGGCUGAAGGAGAAGUUCUUCAUGCGACGGGUCGAGAUCAAUGACAGAGUCGACACAGAUGAGUUAAAAAAUAGUUUCGAGCUGGUGACCCGAAUGCAGCCUGCUAUUGUUUUGACUGCCAAGAAUGCACAGCAUAAGAACGAUUGGAUGGCCGAUCUAAUAAUGGUCAAUACAAAAUCCAUGCUAGAUCGAAUAUUGGACAGCAUAUUGCAGGAUAUUGAACGCAAACAUCCGUUGCGCAUGCCCAAUCCAGAGAUCUACAAAUUUGCCAUACCCGACAGCAGCGAAAACAUUGUGCUGGAGGAGCGCGAGAGCGCCGGAGUGCCCAUGAUCAAGGGGGCAACGCUGUGCAAGCUAAUCGAACGCCUAACCUAUCACAUUUAUGCGGAUCCGACAUUUGUGCGUACGUUUCUCACCACAUAUCGAUAUUUUUGUUCACCCCCCCAACUGCUUCAACUGCUAAUCGAACGGUUCAAUAUACCCGAUCCGAGUCUGGUCUAUCAGGAUUGCGGAGCUGGCGGGGCUGGUGGAGCUGGAGGAUUGGCUGGCGGUGGUGAUAAGGAGCACAAGAACUCUCAGCGUGAGGAUUGGAAGCGUUACCGCAAGGAGUUUGUGCAGCCGGUGCAGUUCCGCGUCCUCAAUGUCCUUCGCCAUUGGGUGGAUCAUCAUUUCUAUGAUUUUGAGAAGGAUCCCACAUUACUCGACAAAUUGCUGCAUUUUUUGGAGCACGUAAAUGGCAAAUCCAUGCGCAAGUGGGUCGAUUCUGUACUCAAAAUUGUUCAGCGUAAAGUGAGUAUAAGCCUUUUCUUUGAUAUUGUCUGCCAUUUGCUAAGGAUUCAUUUUUUGUUUCUUGUCUCCAUUGAACAGAAUGAACAGGAAAAAAGCAAUAAAAAGAUUGUCUAUGCCUAUGGCCAUGAUCCGCCACCCAUUGAAAACCACCUGAGUGUGCCUAACGAGGAGAUCAACCUACUCACCUUACAUCCUCUAGAGCUGGCACGUCAGCUAACGCUGCUGGAAUUCGAAAUGUACAAGAAUGUGAAGCCAUCGGAGUUGGUCGGCUCCCCAUGGACGAAGAAGGACAAAGAACUAAAGAGUCCCAAUUUGCUCAAAAUCAUGAAGCACACCACCAAUGUGACCCGGUGGAUCGAAAAAUCGAUAACAGAGGCCGAAAACUAUGAGGAGCGUGUGGCCAUUAUGCAGCGUGCGAUUGAAGUGAUGAUGGUUAUGCUGGAACUGAACAACUUCAAUGGCAUUCUCUCGAUUGUGGCCGCUUUGGGUACGGCAUCGGUGUAUCGCUUGCGCUGGACAUUUCAAGGACUGCCCGAGCGCUACCGCAAGUUCCUCGACGAGUGCCGUGAACUGAGCGAUGAUCAUCUCAAGAAAUAUCAAGAGCGGCUGCGAUCCAUUAAUCCGCCCUGUGUGCCAUUCUUUGGUCGGUAUUUGACCAAUAUUCUUCAUUUGGAAGAGGGUAAUCCGGAUUUGCUGGCAAACACGGAACUAAUCAAUUUCUCGAAACGUCGAAAAGUCGCCGAAAUUAUCGGUGAAAUUCAACAGUAUCAAAAUCAGCCAUAUUGUCUUAACGAGGAGCCAAUUAUACGGCAAUUUUUGGAGCAACUUGAUCCAUUUAGCGGACUCUCAGACAAGGAAAUGUGCGACAAUCCAUACAAAGAGAGUUUGCGCAUUGAACCGCGUGGUUGCAAGACAUGGCCUAAAUUUCCCCGUAAAUGGCCGCACAUUCCACUCAAAUCGCCUGGCAUCAAGCCGCGUCGUCAGAACCAGAACAACAGCAACAGCAAAACUCAGCCCCAAACAGCUGCCGCAGCAGCAGCAGCAACAUCUGCAGCUGCGGUCGUCGUGCCAUCUACCACAAACCACAAUCCUCCUCCAUCCAGCAUAGAACCACCACAAGGGGCGGCCAACGUGUUGGGCGAUCAAAGUCCCCAGCAUAAUCCUCAUGCUUUCUCUGUAUUCGCGCCAGUCAUUAUACCGGAACGCAAUGGUACCAGCUGGAGUGGCACACCUUUGCAUCAUCCGGCCAAUCGUUCGGACACUAACAACGGAGAGGUGGCGGCGCCAGCCCCCCAUUUACCUCGAAAACCGGCAGCUCAUGUAUGGACCAACAAUGCAAUGGCAAUGACUGCAAAUCCUACGGAUACGUUUAGCCCAAGUCUGCUGGAACAGCAGCAGCAGCAACAGCAUCAACUACCAGAUACCACACACAAUCCAUUCGCUAUGGCAAUGACCGAUGCAGAUGCUCCCCCCUCACCGUUACCAAAACUAGUAGUUAGUCCGAAUCGGUCACCAUUCCAUGCGCGAACUCAAUACAGUCCCACGCAUAGCAUAGCCAGUACGGUGACUCUCACGGGAGCAGCGACUAGUUUAGCAGGAACAGAAGGAGGAGAUUUGAGUCCUCAGCUUGGUGGCUUCUACUAUAACAGCGCCCAUCAGACCGGACAAGUGGGGGCAGUGCCCAUUUCUCCGCAUGUAAAUGUUCCAAGCGUUUCGAAUAUCGAGUAUCGGGCAGUGCCGCCUCCACUGCCACCGCGACGUAAAGAGCGCACCGACAGCUGCGCAGAUAUGGCCCAGAAGCGCCAGGCCCCAGAUGCCCCAACGUUACCCCCACGCGAUGGCGAACUAAGUCCGCCGCCUAUACCGCCGAGACUCAAUCAUUCCACGGGCACCAUAGGCAGCCAUGGUCGGCAUAGUCAUGGCCAGGCAAAGGAGUUUGCGGGCAAGAACAGUUUGCUUCUGCCCAAUACUAGCAGUAUUAUGAUACGUCGGAAUUCGGCCAUAGAAAAGCGAGCAGCAGCAGCUGCGCAACAGCAACAGAUGGGAGUGUCCAGCUCUUUGGGCUGCAAUCAGACCACCACUUUUGUCACUGUGUCACAGCCGCAGGCAACAACAGGGUCUGAGGAGCAGCAGCAUCCGCCGCAAUCGAUCUCACCGGCGUUAAGCUCGUCGACAACUACAUCACCCAUGACCCCCAUGACUCCCAUGUCCCCGCACAUUCCCAGCAAUCCUGUCGAGAGCACUCAUCAGCUUCGCUUGAAGCCGCAACAACCCCACCAGCAAUCUCAUUCGAUACCUACCCAUCAUCACCAGCAUUCUCAUCAUCAGCAACAUCAUCAUCCGCACCCGCAUCCACUCCCACAUGCCCAUCCACAGACCCACAAUGCCAGCCAAUCACAAAACCGCUCGUCCCCAAAGGAAUUCUACUCCAUUUCUACGAGUCACGAGGGCACCCCCAAACUUCCACCAAAACCUAGUCUAAGCGCAAACUUCUAUAACAAUCCAGAUAAAGGUACGAUGUUUCUUUACCCAAGUACAAACCAAGAAUAAUAUUGCCUGGCGAUGUGAUAGGACAAAAACACAAGAAAUUAAACAAAUAUAUAUAUAUACAGAAAAUACGAAAAUGAUCCGUAAUAUUUGUCGGCAUGAAAUUGAAAUUAAAACUAUAUAUAUAUAUAAAUAUAUAUAUCUAUUCACACAUACUUUGGUAUGUGUGUGUUCUAGUAGAAAGAGAGUUAUGCAUAUUAAGAACCGAAUAAGACCUGAAGAUUUGUAUUAUUCGAAACUCACAAAACACACA
Messenger RNA from Drosophila willistoni, 5447 nucleotides. RefSeq names its product protein son of sevenless (gene Sos). Gene Ontology annotation, molecular function: protein heterodimerization activity; guanyl-nucleotide exchange factor activity. Lineage: Eukaryota; Metazoa; Arthropoda; Insecta; Diptera; Drosophilidae. Gene Ontology annotation, cellular component: plasma membrane. The transcript has 6 exons. Gene Ontology annotation, biological process: positive regulation of GTPase activity; Ras protein signal transduction. The record is from RefSeq and is a predicted model, not a curated record. The coding region runs from base 359 to 5197 and encodes 1612 amino acids.